AUGUGGAAGGCGUCAGACAAAUUGAUGGCCACCAUCAAAUACUAUGCAAGCUUCCCCGCAACGGGAGUGUCUCUCAGGCAGAUGGUGCAGUUUGGGGAGACGCCGUCGCCAGGCACUUUGUUUAGAGCUUCGCAGUUCCUGUCCGAGGAGCUCCCCAUCCGUUUAGCACACCGUGUCGAGGAAUUAAACCACCUGCCAGAUGGGCUCAAUGACAUGCCCUCCAUCAAGAAAGUGAAGGACUGGUAUGCGCAAUCAUUUGAGGAGAUUAUCAACGUCCCCAAACCGACUCUAAGCGAAGAAGUCAAAGCACACCUCCUCCGGCCCAUGCGCAAUCAUGGCAAAGAAUCCAAACCACUCAGCGAGACAACCUGGAACCCAAGCGUGCGGGAAGGCCAGUACCGCUCGUCUCCAACAACAAUCUCCUCCCCUCCUACACACGCCAACGGCCAAGAAUACGGCACAAUAAACGGAAAUGGCAAGGCGAAACUGACUUCGUCGCGGCGCUAUUUUGUGCCCUCAGACGAUUACACCGACUGGCCGCCGGAGAUUGACGCCUUUAACCAGCGAUUCAGAAAGACUCUCCAACAAAUCAAGCGGCGGCACGAUGGCGUAGUCACUACGGUUGCUCAGGGUAUUCUGGAGUAUAAACGGAAACGGCAACGACUGCAGAUUGAUUCAAGUAUACAGGCCUUUCUGGACCGAUUUUAUAUGUCGCGAAUCGGCAUCCGUAUGCUGAUCGGACAACACAUUGCAUUGACUGAGCAAACACACGCCCAUCACCCCAACUACGUGGGGAUCAUAUGCACAAAAACGAAUAUAUACGACGUAGCCAUGGAGGCUAUUGAAAACGCGCGAUUCGUGUGUGAAGACCAUUAUGGACUCUUCGAAGCACCGAAAGUACAGCUUAUCUGCAAGCCAGACCUGAAUUUCAUGUAUGUGCCAGGACAUUUGUCGCACAUGCUCUUUGAGACCUUGAAGAACUCGUUGCGCGCUGUGGUUGAAACUCACGGGCCCGAAAAGGAAGAGUUCCCCGUUACCAAGGUUAUUGUUGCAGAGGGCAGGGAGGACAUUACGAUUAAAAUCUCGGACGAAGGUGGCGGAAUCCCCCGGUCGUCGAUUCCAUUGGUCUGGACCUAUAUGUAUACAACGGUAGAUCAAACGCCGAUGCUCGAUCCGGAUUUUGAUAAGAGCGAUUUCAAGGCUCCCAUGGCCGGGUUUGGGUAUGGACUGCCUAUUAGUCGAUUAUAUGCGAGAUAUUUCGGUGGAGAUUUGAAACUAAUCAGUAUGGAGGGGCUCGCGGGAAAGGACGAAGACGAGACCAUCCCAAGGAUUGACGCUUAUGAAUGCACAGGCCCUGCGCCAGAGAUUGAGGACUAG
Talaromyces atroroseus is the source of this 1377-nucleotide messenger RNA. RefSeq lists its product as hypothetical. The transcript has 4 exons. Gene Ontology annotation, molecular function: pyruvate dehydrogenase (acetyl-transferring) kinase activity. Gene Ontology annotation, cellular component: mitochondrion. The coding region runs from base 1 to 1377 and encodes 458 amino acids. Gene Ontology annotation, biological process: protein phosphorylation; regulation of glucose metabolic process. NCBI's taxonomy places the organism in Eukaryota, Fungi, Ascomycota, Eurotiomycetes, Eurotiales, Trichocomaceae. The record is from RefSeq and is a predicted model, not a curated record.